AUGCGCCCAAUUUUGGGGAAGUCCUUCCCGUGCCCCCCUCAGAAGCUUCAUAUUUGCCUUUCAGGGUGCUUCACCACGUCAGAGGCUCCAAAGCAACAGGCCGUGAUGGGGAAGCGCCAGAGGGUCGUCCCUGCCAUGCUGAGGCGGGUCCGAGACUUGCUGAGCCGCUACUGUUGGGGUGCAGGCCUUCCAGCCUCACAGACGGGGCUCUGCCCACAGAGUUCGAUGGCUGUGGCGGCGCCAAGGCGCCAGGCUGAGGAUAUGGACUUUGAAGACGUGGCCAUUGCCUUCUCCCAGGAGGAGUGGGGGCUCCUUGAUGAGGCUCAGAGACUGCUGUACUGCAAGGUGAUGCUGGAGAACUUUGCACUUGUAGCAUCUGUUGGUUGUUGGCAUAAAAGUGAAGAUGAGGAGACCUCUUCCAAGCAGAGUGUAUCUGUAACAGCAGAGUCACUGGUCAAGGCUUCUAAGAUAGCUCUACCAACCCAGAAGACCCAUCUUUGUGACCGGUGUGUCUCAGUCUUAAAAGCUAUUCUGCACCUGACUGAGUCACAGGCAGCAGACUUUGAGCACAAAGCCUUCUUCAGUGACGCAUAUGUGAGAGACUUCUGUUUCAGUGCGAACCCUCACCAGCAACAGAGGGAAGCCAGUAGAGAGAAGCCCUGGAAGGAAGCUCUGGACUGGGCCUCGUUGCUGACCAGGUGCAGCUUCUAUGCAUCACAGAAGCCUUUCACGUAUAGGGAGGUGGAGGAGGAUUUCCCAGCCAUCUCAGGCCUUCUUCAGCACCAGGGCACUCUUCACACUGAGCAGUCACACAGUGGUCCUGAGAGUGGGCAGGCUGUUCUUAGUGGAAAACAUCAUCACGAGUGGGGUGAGUGUAAAACGGCCAUCUUCCACAACCAGAACCUUGUUCAACAGCAGAGCGACUGCCCUGGAAAAGGGCGUUUUGAGUGUCGCAAAUGUGGGAAGGCCUUUCGCCAAAAGUUUAACCUCAUUCGUCAUAGGAGACUUCACACUGGACAGAAGCCUUAUGAGUGUGGUGAUUGUCCGAAAUCCUUUAGCCAAAGCUCUAGCUUCAUUCAGUACAAGAGAGUACACACUGGAGAAAAGUCAUAUGAGUGUAGUGAUUGUGGGAUGUCCUUCAGCCAUAGGUCUAAGCUCAUUGAACACCACAGAGGUCACACAGGUGAAAGGCCUUAUGAGUGUCGUGAAUGUGGGAAGGUUUUUAGACGCAAAGAUUACCUCCAUAACCACGAGAGAGUUCACACUGGAGACAAGCCGUAUGAGUGUAGUGAUUGUGGGAGAUGCUUUCGCUAUCAAAAUGGACUCAUUCAACAUGAGAGGAUUCACACUGGAGAAAAGCCAUAUGAGUACAGCUAUUGUGGAAAGUCCUUCAGCCAGAGCUCAACACUCAUUGAACACCACCGAGGUCACACUGGGGAAAAGCCUUAUGAGUGUAGUGUUUGUGGGACAUCUUUCAGCAGAAGGUCUGCCUUCACUCGACAUCAAAGAAUUCACACUGGAGAAAAGCCAUAUGAGUGUAGUGAUUGUGGGAAAUGCUUUAGCUAUAACAGUGGACUCGUUCAACAUCAGAAAAUUCACACUGGAGAAAAGCCAUAUGAAUGUAGUGAUUGUGGAAUGUUCUUCAGCCAUAGGUCUAAGCUCAUGGAACAUCAGAAAAUUCACACUGGAGAAAAGCCUUAUGAGUGUAGUGAAUGUGGGAAGUGUUUUAGACGCAAAGCUAACCUCCGUAUUCACCAGAGAGUUCACACUGGAGAAAAGCCUUAUAAGUGCAGUGAAUGUGGGAAAACCUUUGGACAAAACUGUAACCUCCUCCAACAUAUGAAAGCUCACACUGGAGAAAAGCCAUAUCAGUGUACUGAUUGUGGGAAGUCCUUCAGCCGUAAAUCUAUCCUCAUUGAUCACCAGCGAUGUCACACUGGAGAAAAGCCUUUUGAGUGCAGUGUUUGUGGGAAAUGCUUUCGACUACGCAGCAGCCUUAGUUAUCACCAUCACGUUCAUUCUGGGAAAAAAGCCUUAUGACUGGUGAAUGUGGGAAUUCCUAUAGCAAUACUUGUGGCCUCGUUCUUCACCAGAUAGUUCACCACACCGGAGAAAAACCGAAUGAAUGUUGUGACUGUGGAAAAUGCUUUAGUUACAAACAUAGACUCAUUCAACAUCAAAGAACUCACAGUGAAGAAAAGCCAUAUGAGUAUAGUUAUUGUCAAAAGUCAUUCACACAAAGGUCUCAGCUCAGUAAACACUGCAAAGGUCACACUGGUGAAAGGCCUUAUGUGUGUAGUGUUUGUGGGAAGUCCUUCGUGACAACCUCUCUCCUCAUUGAACACCAGUGAUGUCACACUCGAGAAAAGCCGUGUGAGUGUAGUGAAUGUGGGAAGUUUUGUGUGUGUUUUUAAAAUAUAUAAUUUUAUUGAUUUUAGGGGGGAACA
Myotis davidii is the source of this 2447-nucleotide messenger RNA. Its product is annotated as zinc finger protein 883. The record is from RefSeq and is a predicted model, not a curated record. NCBI's taxonomy places the organism in Eukaryota, Metazoa, Chordata, Mammalia, Chiroptera, Vespertilionidae. Gene Ontology annotation, biological process: regulation of DNA-templated transcription. Gene Ontology annotation, molecular function: DNA-binding transcription factor activity, RNA polymerase II-specific; RNA polymerase II cis-regulatory region sequence-specific DNA binding.